AAGAAGAGGAAAAAGUUCUACUAGAAUUCCCAACUAACAAUUCAACACAAAUAAAGAAUACAAAGGAAAACUACUCACAAGAAAGCAAUAUUAGAGUUAAAAUCAAACCUUCUUUAAUAGAGGACUUAAUUGUACAUCCAUCUGUGUUCUAUAAAGCAACCAAUAUCGAUACCCUCAUAAGAGAAAUAUGUCAGAACAAGAA
Molecule: messenger RNA, 202 nt
Organism: Dentiscutata erythropus
Lineage: Eukaryota; Fungi; Glomeromycota; Glomeromycetes; Diversisporales; Gigasporaceae
Source: the annotation of a GenBank genome assembly